Galeopterus variegatus (Sunda flying lemur) is the source of this 1519-nucleotide messenger RNA. RefSeq names its product exocyst complex component 2-like. The transcript has 8 exons. Gene Ontology annotation, cellular component: exocyst. Lineage: Eukaryota; Metazoa; Chordata; Mammalia; Dermoptera; Cynocephalidae. The coding region runs from base 84 to 614 and encodes 176 amino acids. The record is from RefSeq and is a predicted model, not a curated record. Gene Ontology annotation, biological process: Golgi to plasma membrane transport; exocytosis.
UAGAACGUCAUACCUUCCUAAAUAUAGCAGAACAUUUUGAAAAGCACAACUUCCAGGGAAUAGAAAAAAUAACACAGGUUAGCAUGGCCUUAUUGAAAGAACUAGACCAAAGACUCUUUGAAAAUUACAUUGAGCUGAAAGCAGAUCCCAUCGUUGGCUCCUUAGAACCUGGUAUUUAUGCAGGCUACUUUGAUUGGAAAGACUGCCUGCCUCCAACAGGUGUCAGAAACUAUUUAAAAGAAGCAUUGGUGAACAUAAUUGCCGUGCAUGCUGAGGUGUUCACUAUUUCCAGGGAACUGGUGCUUCGGGUCCUAGCCAAGGUGGUGGAAGCGGUCUCCGAGGAGCUGAGUCGACUGAUGCAGUGUGUUUCCUCCUUCAGCAGGAACGGAGCACUGCAGGCGAAACUUGAAAUCUGUGCUUUGAGGGAUACUGUGGCUGUUUAUCUGACACCUGAGAGCAGGUCCAGCUUCAAACAGGCCUUGGAAGCCCUGCCUCAGCUCUCGAGUGGAGCAGACAAAAGGCUGCUGGAAGAGCUUCUGAACAAGUUCAAGAGCAGUAUGCACUUGCAGCUCACCUGCUUCCAGGCCGUUCCCUCAACCACGAUGAAGACAUAGAUAACUGCAAAAUAAGGGCAGUCCAGAAAGAUAACAAUUUUUUCUGUUCGCACUCACUCUUUGUUUGGCUGGUGUCACUUCACAUUCCUGAAGAUUGACUGUGUGUAGUCUGGAUGCAGCCCUGUGCUCCCAGGCACUGCUGGGGUGGCCGCAGUCUCCAGUGUCCCUUACAGUGCCAGCCAGGCCUGGGGAACAGCCAGCGCUCCUGCCCGGUGCUGUCUGCUCCUGCCCUUGAGCACUCUGCUUCUCCUGCCGCCUCUUUCCCUUUGAGGUGUCUUGCUCGGGAGCUGGAAGAAUGCUGCACUGGCACCAUCCGUGAUUUCUGGAGACUCGGGGCACUCCUUGGUCCUCAGGCAGAGCGAGCUGUAGAUCAGCCAGUGCACGUCUGUCCUGCACUGACUCCUGACAGGCAUGGGACAGGUUCCAGUCACUGUGACCUCUCUCCACGUCACCCUCCCCCAUCUAACUCCAUCAUACCAUUGGCUUCUGAAGACAGUAAUUCUCUCUUUGUAGUCUACUUGUGAGGGUUUUCAAAGUUUUCCAUAGAACCCGCUUUUUUAAUUGCUGAAAUUAAUGUUUUCAUUAUUAUAAGUAAUUUUAGAGCACAGUAUAGCCAUAUACAGUACCCAUUAUUUGAAAUAAGGAAAUGUUGUGUUUGUUCAUUUAGUGUAUAGCAGGGAAAUUAUAGUAACUAGAAGUGAAAGAUUAAUCUUUUACAAAUGUGCUUGAUAAAGCUGUUAAGAAAUAUGCAGAAUAUUGUCUCUCCUGAGUGUGUUAACCAUUGUGUCUAACAUGACUAUGAACUAAACUACAAAAUUGCAAUCUGAAUGCUUGUGUUAUUUUAAGUAUCUAGUACAGUACAUUCAGCCAAUAAAGAAUCUGUCUUCAAAGUAAGAUGUAAUUGA